CAGAAAGGAAACCUGGAGUGAGCCGCUGUUCGGGCCAGAAGUGAUGGGGGUGAGGGAAUACAGUCUAUUCCUAUUUCAAGGGUUUUGUCCCAAGGAAGAAGGAUGAAGCUUGUUCUACUUCCCUUCGGAUUGCAAAAGUGGGAGCCUUAGGUGGAAAUCAGCCCAGACUACUGGAGAAGGUUCACCCCCAGGAAAGCUGUCCCCGAUGGCUAUGGCUGCCGCCAGGGACAAUGAUCAGCCCAUCGCUUUAGAACCCGAGCUGCUCUGGUAGGACGUCACAGAGCUUCUGGUUCAGGGACAAAUUGGCUUUGGCAGCCUUUACGAUUCUCUCCGAUCAUAGAAUCCCGGGAUUCCAGCUGGGGCUUGGUCCAACUCCAGACUAGUUAUCAUACUGCGUUGUAUGCCAUGCACAGUGGCUUCCGAGACAAAAAGGACAGAACGCCUGACCUCCAGGAGUUUACUUUCUACAAUGGGGACCUUAACAGGAAAUGAAUCAAGAGAGUACCACAAAGAAAAAAACCUUUGAAGGGGCCAUGAAAGUUCCCAGAGAAACCAGUGAAGUGGACAGGAGGACCAUGAGAGACAUCGAUAGAGGGAACACCCGCCAGAAUGCCCAGAUGAGGCGUUCUGUCAACCCGAUUCACUCGCUAAGGCGUUGUUCGAUGUGGUGUUUUUCGUCGUAUAGACGCUGCCUUGGCCUGGGUGCUGUGGAGGGAGCAUUACUUCUUGGCCCCUUCCGCAGCCUGACUGUUUAUUUAUAUGUGUGCCUGUUGUGGGAGCAGGGACAGCAGGCCAUCAUAAUCAGGGGUAUAGCCCAGGAGCACAUGAUGCCCAAAGGGGACUCUCAGAAAAACUUCCGCUUGGGCCGCAAUUCCCGGGUUUCUUCUGCAGAGGACGCCAAAAACAAGAACAUGAAGUCUAUCAGCAAUUCUCGAGUCUCCAGCGCAGAGCCUGUGGAGCAGAAGUUAUCUUCUCCCAGUUCACCAACUCUGCGGACCCCCGAGAAGACCCCUGGCUCUCCCCAGGAGCUGGAACCGAAUUUGUCUACACCUCUCCCCUCCCCCCACUCCCCACCCCCACCUUCAGAGAGGUCCAAGCCCUGGGCACCACAGGGACGGAAGAGCCCCAAGAGUGAAGACACUGACGAGGACGUUUCCAACUGGACCCCGGGUCGACCCAGACCACCCAAACCUAAGAAUGCGAUCACCAUUGCUGUCUCCUCCCGAGCACUCUUCAAUAUGGUGGAAGAUAGUAAAAUCUUUGAAAAUGAAGGACUGGAGAAGUACAUGGAGUACCAGGUCCUCAAUGAGAAUGUCAUUCUGAGCCCUGGACCUGCCUUUGGCUUCAUCAAGGCCCUGCAGAGCGUCAAUGCCAGGCUGCGGAGCCUCUACCCCAAGGAGCAGGACCUGUUCGACAUCGUGCUGAUGACCAACAACCACGCCCAGGUGGGGGUGCGGCUCAUUAACAGCAUCAACCACCACGGCUUGUUGAUUGACCGCUUCUGUAUGACUGGUGGAGAAAGCCCUAUUGGCUACCUAAAGACCUAUCUUACCAAUUUAUAUCUUUCUGCAGAUUCUGAUAAGGUCCAAGAAGCCAUAGAAGAAGGGAUUGCUGCGGCCACAAUGUAUUUGGGGAAUAAAGACUUGCCGUUCUCAGAUACACAACUCCGAGUGGCCUUCGAUGGGGAUGCCCUCCUUUUCUCAGACGAAGAGGAGCAGAGUGUUGAAAAAGGAUCAGACAAAAAUUCUCAAAAUCCAUUUAAUGAGAACAAGCCUCUUGCUCAGGGUCCCCUGAAAGAAUUCCUACAAGAUUUAGGACGGCUGCAAAAGAAGUUUUAUGCCAAAGACGAGAGAAUGCUCUGCCCCAUCAGGACCUAUCUUAUCACUGCCAGGAGUGCAGCCAGCUCUGGGGCCCGAGUACUCAAAACGCUCCGUGCCUGGGGCCUGGAGAUCGACGAAGCUCUCUUCCUGGCUGGGGCCCCCAAGGGGCCCAUCUUGGUCAAGAUCCGGCCGCACAUCUUCUUUGAUGAUAACAUGUUCCACAUCAAGGGGGUAGAGAAGUUUGGUACUAUUGUAGCCAGCGUGCCCUUUCCCCUCUCUCGAAAAAGUAGCCAGAAUCAGUAGGGAAGUUAAGAUCAAAUAAAAUGUGGUUUGCUCUU
Monodelphis domestica (gray short-tailed opossum) is the source of this 2158-nucleotide messenger RNA. It is a transcript of the gene NT5C1B, whose product is annotated as 5'-nucleotidase, cytosolic IB. The record is from RefSeq and is a predicted model, not a curated record. Gene Ontology annotation, cellular component: cytoplasm; cytosol. Gene Ontology annotation, molecular function: magnesium ion binding; nucleotide binding; 5'-nucleotidase activity. Gene Ontology annotation, biological process: adenosine metabolic process; nucleotide metabolic process. Lineage: Eukaryota; Metazoa; Chordata; Mammalia; Didelphimorphia; Didelphidae.